This is a messenger RNA of Aaosphaeria arxii CBS 175.79, 1945 nucleotides long. RefSeq lists its product as uncharacterized. Gene Ontology annotation, biological process: microtubule cytoskeleton organization; microtubule-based movement. The coding region runs from base 138 to 1727 and encodes 529 amino acids. Lineage: Eukaryota; Fungi; Ascomycota; Dothideomycetes; Pleosporales. The transcript is spliced from 4 exons. Gene Ontology annotation, molecular function: dynein heavy chain binding. The record is from RefSeq and is a predicted model, not a curated record. Gene Ontology annotation, cellular component: centrosome; cytoplasmic dynein complex.
CCCUUCCACACCCCGCCGCCCUUUAUUCUAAUUUCUAGGCAGUUUCGCUUCAUCUAUAACAUUCAGCAUACUCGAUUUGCACAAGGCGAUUACGACGAUACCCAUAACGGCAGAGGACGACGCUUGAUACACCCACCAUGGCAGACGCGUCGCGACAGACUUCCAACUUUCCUGGGAGGACAGUCGCUGGUUUGGAGAGACCAGGAAGUAGCGACCAGGACAAAGAAGAAAUAUGGAAGCCUAUGUUGGACAACAUAUCUAGUGGAAAACGAUUGCCCGAGAAGAGUCUCCUUGUUCUGGGUGGUACACCGGAAACGCAAAGAGAAUUCCUUGAAUCUGUGGCUACAGACAAUUCAAACCGGAGACCGCAAGAUAGGGGAAGGAAACCGCCAAUUGCCAACCAAUUUGCGCUCGGCUACACAUAUCAGGAUGUCUUGGAUACUGAUCACGAAGAUACUCUCGCUCGCCUCUCCCUAUAUCUCCUGGCCAACCCAUCCCCCUCAUUUACCCCUCUUAUAAAACCUUACCUGAACCCACGAACACUCCCGCACAUGCUAGUAGUGAUAUUGCUUGAUUGGAACCACCCAUGGCUAUGGAUACGGCAAUUGCGCGAUUGGAUUCGAGUGUUGAGAUCACUCAUCUUAUCACUUGAUGAUGCUUCGAAGGAAGUCUUGGAGGAAAACAUCUCUCGACUCCAAGAGAAAGGAAUGGGAAUACCAGAAGGCUCCAGUAGCAGCGCAACCGAAAACUUGAAGGUGCCGCUCGGACCUGGAGAAUGGGACGAGCCGCUGGGAAUACCUUUGUGCGUUGUAUGCCAGAAUGCUGACAAGAUCGAGGCUCUGGAACGAGAAAAGGGCUGGAAGGAAGAACAGUUCGAUUUCAUACUGCAAUAUUUGCGCACAGUAUUGUUGAAACAUGGUGCGAGUCUGGUGUACACCAUGCCAACCGCUCCUGGGUCGCUGCAAUUGCUUCUUCAUUCCACCCUGGGGAUCAAAUCGAUGCUCAAAAAGCAGGACCUGAAACACAAUGUGAUUGACCGAGACAGAGUACUAGUGCCACCGAAUUGGGACUCUUGGGGCAAGAUCCGCAUCUUGAGGGAAGGGUUCGAUGUCGAAGGUGUGAGCGAGAAGUGGUCCGUGGAUAUCGAUAUACCCCAGCAUAUGCGAGCUAUUAAAACCGAUGAUACUACUGCCGGAGCAGAGGAAGCCACUGAAAAUGGGCAUCCGCAGGAAGAGGAGGAGGAGAGAUCCUCAGCUACCUCUAUCUACGAAGAUACCAUUCGCAAUCCCGAGCAAGACUACUUGCUGGCCUCGCUGAACUCUAAACAAGCAAAUGGAAUCGAGGUCACAAGUGAAGAUACACAGGCGUUUUUGGCUGGCCAAGUCCUGAAGUUGGAAAUUUUACGUCGCGAAGAUGAACAAGAUCAGCAGAUCAAACAAGCACGGAAGAAGGAUGAAGCCGCCUACAGAACUUGGACCGAUGAGGCCAGUGGGGUCGUUGAAGAGCACAUAGGGCCGGUGCAAUUCAAUAUGGGCGGUAUCCAAGUCAAUGCUGACGAAAUGGUGAAGAGAUUACAGGACCGCGAAGCAAACCGAGCAGCUUCGCCGGAAACUCCUUUGACCCCACCAGUAAACGCCCAAGAUACUAAACUCCCGGACAAUGAUAAACUCGCUUCUUUCUUCGCCGGCUUGGCUAAUAGAAGCACUGGCAGUCCACGCGGUGCUUAACCUACAUCGCCUCCAUUAUCAUUCAUACGUACGGCAACGCUCUCUCUCCAUUUACGAGCCAUAGGGUACAGGCAAGAGCCAUGCAUUGCAUGUGGCACAGUUUCUUGUCGUCGUCGUCUACUCUCUUACGGAUUGUAUGGUUUUAUACCCAUUUCUGCAUAGUCUGCCUUGCAAGCCAAGCGACCAUAAUUCUGAAAUAGAUGUCAUCAUCUUGCUGA